Candidula unifasciata is the source of this 747-nucleotide messenger RNA. Lineage: Eukaryota; Metazoa; Mollusca; Gastropoda; Stylommatophora; Geomitridae. The record is from the annotation of a GenBank genome assembly.
AUGCCACCACACCGGGGACCAUUCCCUAUCCCUGGCAGAACCUAUUCCCUAUCCCUGGCAGAACCUAUUCCCUAUCCCUGGCAGAACCUAUUCCCUAUCCCUGGCAGAACCCAUUCCCUAUCCCUGGCAGAACCUAUUCCCUAUCCCUGGCAGAACCUAUUCCCUAUCCCUGGCAGAACCUAUUCCCUAUCCCUGGCAGAACCUAUUCCCUAUCCCUGGCAGAACCUAUUCCCUAUCCCUGGCAGAACCUAUUCCCUAUCCCUGGCAGAACCCAUUCCCUAUCCCUGGCAGAACCUAUUCCCUAUCCCUGGCAGAACCCAUUCCCUAUCCCUGGCAGAACCUAUUCCCUAUCCCUGGCAGAACCUAUUCCCUAUCCCUGGCAGAACCCAUUCCCUAUCCCUGGCAGAACCUAUUCCCUAUCCCUGGCAGAACCUAUUCCCUAUCCCUGGCAGAACCUAUUCCCUAUCCCUGGCAGAACCUAUUCCCUAUCCCUGGCAGAACCUAUUCCCGAUCCCUGGCAGAACCUAUUCCCUAUCCCUGGCAGAACCUAUUCCCUAUCCCUGGCAGAACCCAUUCCCUAUCCCUGGCAGAACCUAUUCCCUAUCCCUGGCAGAACCUAUUCCCUAUCCCUGGCAGAACCCAUUCCUUAUCCCUGGCAGAACCUAUUCCCUAUUCCUGGCAGAACCCAUUCCCUAUCCCUGGCAGAACCUAUUUCCUAUCCCCGGUACACCAGCCAGAAUAGUUUAG